This is a messenger RNA of Dendroctonus ponderosae (mountain pine beetle), 3816 nucleotides long. RefSeq names its product striatin-3 (gene Cka). Gene Ontology annotation, molecular function: protein binding. The transcript has 11 exons. NCBI's taxonomy places the organism in Eukaryota, Metazoa, Arthropoda, Insecta, Coleoptera, Curculionidae. The record is from RefSeq and is a predicted model, not a curated record. Bases 257 to 2374 code for a protein of 705 amino acids.
UAUAAAUCGCAUGCAAGACAGAGAAGAAAGUGCCAGAUGUUAAUGGGUUGGUUAGAGAGUUGAUAGGAAGAUUUUCAGAAAAAUACCCAUUUUCCUCUAGAAUUUACCUUAAAAUUGUGAUCAAUUGUUGUUGUGCGAGCAAAGUUCUCAUUAAUGGUAUAGAGUGGAAUCCGGUGUGUGUAUGUGUGGGCUGCGAAGAGGAAAGACGUCCGGGCCCACAAAGUAAAAUGGCGAUUUGAAGAGAAAUGGUAGACGUAUGAAUUUGGCUUUUGGAACAUCCACAAUGGAAGAAUCGUCGUCGCUGAACCAAAACGGGGGACAGACGGGGCCCCAAACCGCCCCCACUGCCAACAACAAACAAACGGAAGAAACGCAGAAGAAGAUUCAGUACUCAAUACCGGGGGUGCUGCAUUUCAUCCAACACGAAUGGGCCAAGUUCGAACUGGAGAGAUCGCAAUGGGAGGUGGAUAGGGCUGAACUGCAGGCAAGGAUAGCUUUCCUGCAAGGUGAGCGCAAGGGCCAAGAAAACCUAAAAAAUGACCUAGUGCGCCGGAUUAAGAUGCUUGAGUAUGCCUUGAAGCAGGAAAGGGCCAACUUCCACAAGUUGAAGUAUGGAACGGAGUUGCAGCAGGGCGACAUGAAGCCGCCGCUCAUGGAUGAUAGCGGCGACUCCCAGUUGGAACAGGAUCAGAACUACGUCUCUGUGACCGACUCCACAUGGAAGCAGGGCAGGCAUUUGCUGAGACAGUAUUUACAGGAAAUUGGUUACACCGACCGGAUAAUUGACGUUAGAUCAACACGGGUCAGAGCUUUGCUAGGCCUGAACAACAACAACGCCGACCAAGAAGAAAACCUUAAUGGUGGACCGGUCAAUGGCAAUGAGUCCAAUAAAAGGGUUAGCGAAAAUGAAGGUCGAAGAACCCCAGUUAAGAAGACUCAGCCUCGGUCGAUGCCCGAAUCCAUGAUGCUCGAUACUGAAGCGGCUGUGAUGGCAAAUUUGAAUUACUUAUCCAAUGCUGACGUGGAAAUGGAAGAUGAUGACGAUAUUAGCGAUGACGUCGAUAUGGAUACCAACGUGGACGAAGAGGACAUCAAGCAAAACAAUACGAAAAUACAACGAGAUGACGUUGACACGAUGGCGUUGGAUGUUUUCAAUGAACUGAACCGGUUAUCGGAAAGUGAGAAGAAGCAAGAGACGAAAAAAGCUCCGCCUACAGAAUGGGACAAAGUUACAUCGCAAUGUCCCAGUCGGCCUAUAGGGAUUGCUGAUGAAGAUAAUAUGGACGGCUCAAUGUUAAAGUUGGGCGAUCUAGCUGAGCUCACAGUGAACAAUGAAGCUGAGACCACAUAUGACAUUGCCUGUAGUAAAGAGGCGUUGCGUAAAACGUGGAAUACCAAAUAUACAUUGAGAAGCCAUUUCGAUGGGGUUAGGGCAUUGGCCUUCCAUCCCAUCGAGCCGGUUCUCAUAACUGCAAGUGAAGACAAUACACUGAAAUUGUGGAAUCUGCAGAAACCUGUGUCCGCUAAGAAAAGCGCCAGCUUAGACGUAGAGCCUUUGUACACGUUCAGGAGUCAUACAGGACCGGUGUUGUCUCUGGUGAUGUCCGGUAGUGGUGAGCACUGCUACUCUGGUGGAUUAGAUGGGGUUAUAAACUGUUGGAACGUACCCAAUUCUAACAUAGACCCUUAUGAUCUGUACGAGCCCUACGUUUUAAACACGUCCUUAAACGGGCACUCUGAUGCCGUUUGGGGACUUUCUGUGCUCAAUUCAAAGCAGCAGUUGGUUUCAUCUUCAGCAGACGGAACCGUGAAACUGUGGUCGCCGCAUAACAAAGUGCAGUUGCUAAAUACGUUUGCUUCUGAGAGCGACGGUAUUCCGACCAGCGUGGACUUCGUCAGAGAUGAACCGAAUAAAAUUGUUGCCUCUUUUGCAUCAGCCAAUUGUGUUAUUUUCGAUGCUGAAACUGGCAAGCAAGUGGUGCGUUUUGAAGCUAGCAAUGAUGCUGGAGUCAGUUUGAACGCUCUCAGGAUCUAUAAGCUGGUGUGUCAUCCGACACUGCCACUCACCAUCACCGCACACGAGGACAAGCAUAUUCGCUUUUGGGACAAUCACACUGGGAAGUUGGUCCAUUCCAUGGUGACGCAUUUGGAUGCUGUCACGUGCCUAGCCGUGGACCCGAACGGGCUUUAUGUUCUUUCGGGGUCCCACGAUUGUUCAAUACGACUUUGGCACUUGGACAAGAAAACUUGCGUGCAAGAGAUGACCGUUCAUCGCAAGAAGUUCGACGAAAGCAUUUUAGAUGUGGCUUUUCAUCCAUCACGACCAUACAUAGCCAGUGCUGGAGCUGAUGGCUUAGCCAAAGUGUUCGUUUAGUUUUUUUUAGCAGGGAUAUAGUUCGAUAAUUACCAGGUAUGUGUAGGAGAAUGAUAAAAGUGGUAAAUCUAUUUAGGGUAAUCGGCAACAAUUGGUGAUAAAUGGCCCCUAUUUAUGAAAUCUGUUAUUUUUCUGAAUGCAUAUCUCCAUAUCCCAAAGUCCACUAACUAUUAAAAUAUGAUCGUUUGGGUGAUUAAGGAACAUUCUAACUGGAAUACUAGAGGAGGUAGCGAUGUGAGAUCCUUUAUUGACAUUGCUGGACUGAUUUUUUUUUAUAACGAGCUACUUUUAUGCGGCUACAUAAUUUCGAACCGGAUUGUGUAAUUUUGUGCCUUUUAGCUUUACCGCUUUUAUUAUUGAUCAAUCUAUGUUGAAGAAGAUGCAGCUGUAGUGUUAACAUUUUUAUAAACUUUUAAUUAGCAUCACAAAUAAUUUCAACACUUCCGCUCUCGUUUCGACUUUGUUAUAAAGCCAAUGCUAAGAAUCGCCUGUUUUGUUAUUGAAUGUUUAAUGAUUUUUCUGCUGGAUCUAAUUGGGAGCCAAAUGUUCGGUCAAUUAUGUCAUUUCUUCGUACCUAAUUGUUGUUUUUAACAGUUCAAAAAAUGUUUAUUUUUGAUCGUUUUUCUUUAUAAAAUUCUUCGAUAUGAAGCUGCAAAAUAAGUGCAAAAUCUGAACUUCUUAUAAUAAAAUUGUACCGUGCAUGUUAGUGUAUGUCUUUACGUUUAAACAAAACCAGUACUCUUACUUUAAAGUUAAGCUAUAUCGCCUAGUUUAGGUAUGUAUAUAUGAGUCGAUUUUACGUUGUAUAUAAUUAUUCUACGUCACAAUGUUUUGCUUAUUCUUUUGUAAAUAAGUUUAUUUAUUUUAAAGGUAAGUUUACAAUACACAAUACCCUAUUAUAUCGAAAUCUGAGAUCGGCAUGUCCACUUUAUUUUUCAUUCAUUACAGUCGACUAGACACUUGUAUAUUAGAGAAAUGCUUCAGAUACAGCGCGCUAUUCACAAUUAAAUUAAUUUGUCACCUUUUAUUCGGACCGUGUAAACAAUUCAGCUUGGCUUUUGCUGGAAUUCUUAUUUUGUUUUACAUCAUUUUUAAAAUAUGUUUAAAUUAUGUGCGUCAGCUGGUAAGCAGACUGGUAUAAAUUCACGACAUUUUUCAGUAGAAAAAUAAAGUGGCUACACUAAAACCAUACUGGACUAAGUGUGCAAGAAGUAAUAACAAUAACAAUGUAAAUAUAUAUAAAACUCCCAUUUUACUUAACAAAACUGUAGAAUCAUGUACAGGGUGUUUAAUUACGAAUGUUAUUGUUCAGUCAUCCUAGAAAUUAAAGCUUGAUUUGUGUUAAUUGUCCUUUAUUAUUUGAAAAUGUGUUAUCUUUUUAUUUUUAUAUUUUAAAACGAAUAUUUCUAUAGCUAGUGUAAUAUAAAACUGCCCUUAGUAAA